AUGGCUUUCUCUAGUGCUGCUGUCCCCGUAUUAGAUGCCACUAUAAUUCACGAAAAACGAAGCUCGACCGCAGAGAAAUUGCCCCCCAGCACCAACACCAGUACCUCUCUCCCAGAUGGAGUUCGCAUUCUGGCUGCCCAUGAGUACAAGGAAGCCGCAGCGUGUCUUGCAGAGGCAUUCAAGUCGGACCAUGUCGUUCGCUAUGCCAUUGAUACUCCCGAUAGACUUCAUCUGAGUGAAGAGGAGCGUUAUGAAUUGCACACCGCCGCCAUGGAAUACGUAGUCUAUGCACAUACCCUGCAAGGUCUCGUCUUGAGCGUCGGUGAGAACUACGACUGCGUUGCAUUGUGGUUGCCUCCUGGUAAGGGUAUCGAUGACUGGUGGACAAGCCUUCGCAGUGGUUUGUGGCGGAUGAAGUACAGAUUGUCCAAGGAAGGCAAGAUACGGUUCUUUGAAGAAUUCCUGCCCUUGCUGGGUCGCACCAAGGCCGAGGUGCUGGGAGACAGGGAUGAAAAGUCAUGGUAUCUCAACUAUAUUGGCACAAAGCCUUCGGCCCGGGGCAAAGGAUAUGCCAGAAAGCUGAUCGAUUAUGUGGGAAACCUGGCCGAUACUGAAGGGCUUCCAUGCUACCUCGAGAGCUCUCAUGACAUCAACAUCAUCAUCUAUGGCAAGAUGGGAUAUGAGCUCAAGAAGAAAAUCUAUCUUCAGCGAGCUCCCCAAGAACUCAGACUGGAUGUGAUGGUCCGGGAGCCAGCCAUAGUUCGAGAGAAGGCCAACAGGCCGGUUGCGGCGAAAUUAGGAUAG
Molecule: messenger RNA, 804 nt
Organism: Exophiala aquamarina CBS 119918
Lineage: Eukaryota; Fungi; Ascomycota; Eurotiomycetes; Chaetothyriales; Herpotrichiellaceae
Exons: 2
Coding region: 1-804 (267 amino acids)
Molecular function (GO): acyltransferase activity, transferring groups other than amino-acyl groups
Source: RefSeq, a predicted model, not a curated record